Phytophthora infestans T30-4 is the source of this 984-nucleotide messenger RNA. Its product is annotated as uridine kinase. The transcript has a single exon. The record is from RefSeq and is a predicted model, not a curated record. Lineage: Eukaryota; Oomycota; Peronosporomycetes; Peronosporales; Peronosporaceae. Gene Ontology annotation, molecular function: ATP binding; kinase activity. Gene Ontology annotation, cellular component: cytoplasm. Bases 61 to 984 code for a protein of 307 amino acids.
GACGAUUCGGAAGUGUCUCGGCCACUGUGCUCCUCUCCCUUUUCUUCUUCUCUCUGGACGAUGGUGAAGGCCGGCUUAUUCGAGGUGGUGGCGGUGUGUGUAGCGCUAAUGGCCGCGCUGGCAGCCACGCACGCACGCUCGGAGCGCCGAAAGCGGCAGAAGUUCGCACUGCAGCAGCCGCUGGUCACCUCCAAGAGUGAACUGGAGCUGGUGAAGGACAUCGUGUACAUUAACAAUUCGACGGAUCCCAGCGCUAGCUUCCGUAUGGGGCAUUCGAGGCAUAUGCUAAACGUUGAGGGCAAUCAGAUCCUCGUAGUUGGUGUGUGUGGCGGCUCCGGCUCGGGCAAGACCACGCUCUCGCGCGCCAUUAUGGCGGAGUUUGGCGCUGGUCGCGUGUCAUACCUCUCACACGACUACUACUACAAGGACUUGGCCCAUCUCACCAUGGAGCAGCGUGCCAAGCACAACUUUGACCACCCGGAUGCCCUUGAGACCGAUCUCAUGGUCAAGCAUCUCAAGCAACUGCGCGCCGGCAAGACUGUGGAUGUGCCCAUCUAUGACUUCAGUACGCACUCUCGGUGCGAAGCUACCACCCCAAUGAAGCCCAACAGCGUUAUCCUGGUGGAGGGAAUUCUUAUUUUUGCGGACCAAGCGCUCGCCGACCUCAUGGACAUUAAGAUUUUCGUGGAGACGGCUGCGGACAUCCGCCUCGUGCGCCGCUUGCACCGCGAUAUGGAAGAGCGCGGCCGCACUGCUGAGUCGGUCAUGGACCAAUACAUGAAGACGGUACGCCCCAUGCACAUGAUGUUUGUAGAGCAGUCGAAGCGCGUGGCGGACAUCAUUAUCCCGCACGGCGUCAACUCGGUGGCUCUCGACAUGAUCAUCUCCAAACUUCACAAUUUUACGGCUGGGCACAGCGCAACAGGCAGCAGUAGGUCCAGCAGCGAGCGCUCUGACUCGAUCGAGGAGGCGCCAAGCGCGUAG